Molecule: messenger RNA, 690 nt
Organism: Saprolegnia parasitica CBS 223.65
Lineage: Eukaryota; Oomycota; Saprolegniomycetes; Saprolegniales; Saprolegniaceae
Exons: 3
Source: RefSeq, a predicted model, not a curated record
GACCUCUUUGGCAUCCUCGGCGACGUCGACCCGAGUGAGCUCCGCGUGCUCGGCAAGGUCUACAGCGCCGGCCUCGACGUCAACUACAAGCUGCUGCACCACGAUUUGGCCGACGGUGUCUUUCCUGCGUACAGUACCAAUGGUGCGAAUGCGUCGCCGCGGGCCAAGCGCCGGGGCGGCAACCAGUACGGUAUCACCGAAGCCGACGUGAUCGAAGGCCCGCUGUGGGAGAUUGCGGCUCGGGAUCGAAUCCGCAUCAAGAAUUUCGUUACCGACUAUGACCGGAUGCGGUCGGGCAUGCGCAUAAAGGCGCAGUUCAUGCGCGCUCUCAAGCUCCACGAGCGUGUCUUCUCGCUUUGCAAGCUGAUCGACUCGCCGUUGCGCCAGAACCUCGUCAACACCAAGUUUGAGAUGCGUCUCGUCCUUGCGUUCAACAAGGUGUUCAUUCCAACUGUGUCUGCCGAACGCGAGCUCGUCAAGGCGCUCGAGGCGACGAUCUCAGAGGCUGCCACGACACUCAUCGACUUUUUUGACCUUGAUGACAUCAUCGACAACAACAAGACCGAAGCCGACCGAAAGACCCACUUCAACAACAACGAGACAGAAGCCGGCCUUAUCGUCGCUGAAACGCUGCCGUCGGCGGCCACAGUCGGCACGGCGUCGAAGAAGCACACGAUUUCUAGUGAUUAG